Melampsora larici-populina 98AG31 is the source of this 705-nucleotide messenger RNA. RefSeq lists its product as uncharacterized. The transcript has 6 exons. The record is from RefSeq and is a predicted model, not a curated record. NCBI's taxonomy places the organism in Eukaryota, Fungi, Basidiomycota, Pucciniomycetes, Pucciniales, Melampsoraceae. The coding region runs from base 1 to 705 and encodes 234 amino acids.
AUGGGAGGACUUCCAGGAGUGGUGUACUUAUCCGACCUUUUAAAGGUGAUUGAUGCAAAACGGCAGACUGGAUUUAAUGGUGAUGAUCUUCCGCCUCCAUUCACACAGCCUAAAUCAUUCAUAGACGUACCUCAUCAUUUACUGGCCAAAGAUGGUUUCCCAUUGCAAGGGAAUUGGCGCGAUCCAGCUUGUCAGAAAGAUAUAAAUUCUACAAGGCUAAAAACUAGUGGGUUGUUGCCAUCUGGGGUAAAAGAGGGGUUGAAAUCAGGUGUGAACAAAGUUAUUGACCCACUACAAAUUCCUCCUAAGCUACCAACUGGCGCGUUGAUACCAUCCGGGGUGGAAGAAGCAGAAAUCUUAGGAAAGAGAUUGCCUGGGGUCAAAGUGGUCAAACCCAAGCAAAAUCUUCCUAAUUAUGAACGUCAGCCAAUGUCUUUACCAUUGCUUUAUGACUUGGAGCAGGGUAAGGAAGGAGUCAGGGUCCCAGUUGCUGGGAAAGUACAACGUGGGGCUACAACGGACUUGCUUCAUGGUGAAGCUGUUGAUCUCCUACCUGAAGACAUCAAAAAUCAAGUUCACAAUCUAGUGGAUUGCCCUCAGUAUGCACCUUCUAGUGAAUCAUCACCUCCCACAUCACUCUCAGUACUGGAAGCAAAGAUUGCCAAUGCUAAUCCUACUUCUGCAGUUAUCAAUGCCAAAGGCUAA